UGAGCAGCCUAUAUUACUGUAAGACACAGAGGAAAGCUCAGUCUCAGGGAUGAUCUGCUUCAGCAUGAGGACCCUUACAGUCAGCUUUCUCCUGCUGCUGUCUGUCUGGAGCGUGUGUGUAUGCGCUGACAGCGGGAGGAUACGACAGAAGCGUGCAUGGAUCAUUGAUUCGUUUACUAUUGAGGAAGAACACCCUGGUCCGUUUCCAUAUCCAAUAGGCAAGGCUGUAGUCGAAAAGUCUUUUUUAGUAAAUUACGUACUUCAUGGUCAAGGUGUGGAUGAAGAUCCGAAGGAUAUCCUCUCCAUUGAUAAAUCAGGUGUUUUUUAUGUACACAAAAAGGUGGACUAUGAACGUGGCCCUAAAGUUAUCCAUUUGACAUUUGAAGCAAUAGAUGCAUUAAAUAAUAUAGUGGAUACAAGACUUGCGGUUGAGAUCAAAAUAUUGGACGUAAAUGACCACGCACCACAAUUUCAAAAGCCAGUCUAUGAAGUGACUGUGGACGAGUCACAUGAUCAAGGCAAAGAAGUUCUGACUGUGCUGGCUUUCGAUGAGGAUGAUUCAAGUACAGACAAUGGCACAUUUGAUUUCACAAUCCAGUCUGUCAUACCAAAGACAGAUAAUGUUGAAUUUUAUAUUCAGCAGCGAAAAGGAUCUGGGACAAUUUAUUUUAAGGGGUGUUUGGACUAUGAGAAAGCUCAGAAAUACACAAUCCUUAUUGAAGCGAAGGACAGAGGGGAAAAGAAACAGCUCUCAAGUACAAGUAAACUGAUAAUCAAUAUUUCAGACAAUAACAACAAUCUUCCAGAGUUCUCUGGCAGAACAGGACCAGGGAAGGUCAAGGAGGGAGAAGCUGGGGUUGAAGUUCUGCGACUGCAAGUAACAGACAAAGACGUCCGUGGUUCAAAAGCUUGGAAAGCCAAAUACACAAUCUCCGAAGAUAAACAAGAGAUAUUCAAAAUAGAAACGGACGCUGUUACGAAUGAAGGGAUUUUAACAGUUGUUAAGAAAAUGGACUACGAGGAGCAAACAAAUCACAAUCUGUCCAUCAGCGUGCAGAAUGAAAUUCCUUACUUUUCCUGUAAGAUUAAAAAUAAAGUACCGAAUGCCACGUGGGAGCUCGACAAAAUACCCCCAAUCUCUGGCACGAGUGCUGCAAAAUUCUAUAACCGCAUUCCAUUGACCAUUUAUGUAGAAGAUGUCAACGAUCCUCCGGUGUUCAUACCCAAUGUUAAACACGUCGUGGUAGCAGAGAACAUAGAUGUAGGAACAAGUCUUACAACCUUCACCGCUAAAGACAUGGAUGGAAGCCACAUGAACACAUUUACAUUUGUUAAAGGUAAAGAUAUAAAUAAAUGGAUAACUGUUGAUGCAAAGACUGGAGAAGUAUCCACAAUUCAAAUUCUGGAUAGAGAGUCACCAUUUGUGAUAAACAGCACCUAUACAGCAACCCUGUAUGCUGUGGAUGACGGUGUUCCUCCGCUGACAGGCACUGGAACUCUGGUCAUUCACCUGAUUGAUCAAAAUGAUAAUGUGCCAAUUCUGGAGAGGAACGAAGUCAGCAUCUGCGUAGAUAAAGAGCCCACGCUGGUCAACAUCACAGCCGUAGACCUGGACUUUCCUCCAUACGGAUCACCUUUCUACUAUGAGCUUUUAGGAGAUGUUAAGGACAAAUGGAGGGUUGAACCAGCUCAAGGCACAACGGUUAGUCUUGUAAAAGAAAAAGGUGUGUAUUCAGGUCAUCACCUCCUCCAGAUUAAAAUAUCAGACCAGCAGGGACUUUCCUCCGUCCAGAACCUGAUGGUGACGGUGUGUGACUGCUCUGUCACUGCUAACUGUCAUCUCAGGACGAUCUCACAGGCUCGGGUGGGGCCAGGUGCCGCUGGGAUGGUUGUUCUUGCAAUUCUGAUUUUUACAGUAAUGUGCUUAAUAAGUCUACUGAUGUCCUGCAAGACGGAGAACAGAAUGAUUAUGAUUGAUGAUGGCGUCGGUCAUCUCAUCACAUCAAAUACCGAAAAUCCAGGAACAGACUGCGUGGUGUCUUCCAGUAUGGGUAUUCACAAAACUGUUCCUUCCAACGUAAACCAUGUAAAUGUGACUAAAAAUGUAAGCUCAAACCAGAAGGUCACAACACAAACUGUGAGUAACAACACAACUCUUCAAAAAUUCUGCAUCCUGUUUGCUAGACAUUUUCUUAAAAAGACAAUUUUGCUUCAUGAUAUCCAGGUGAUGCAUAAAGAACAGCAAGCCGUUUCACAGACUCCGUGGUCAGUCCACAGCAACCAGCUGUUGAAAGGCUCAGUGUCCAGGAAUUCCACAAGACGUACAUACAGAGGACAUUCACGGCAAUCGAAUGUCACAUCAAGUUUUAGAAGCAGUACUUCCUACAACUCCAAAGUAUCUUACUUGAGUGAAAACCUUGGCGUUCUCAUCAACCAGAAACUUCUUGCUCUCCAAACCAGUGAUGAGGGACAUAGUAUUUACAAGCCACACUGUUACACAGACGAAGGACAGCUUGAAGCCAGUGAUGAGCUGGAUGCAAUAUCCAUUCCAGAGGACCACUUUCAUCCAGAGAUGCUUAAAAAUCUGGACAGCAAGUUCAGUCAGCUAGCAAAAAUCUCCAGACCUGACCUGAUGAGAAGGUGACAGUUAUCUCAGGACGUGUAGUCUAAAUAUAAAUAUUUAGGACAAAAUGCAAAAAUUCUUUUUUAAAAUAAAUACAUUUGACUACAGUCCUACAGUAUCAAUGAUGAUAAAUAGAACCCCAUUUGCAUUUCCUGGGUGCAAGAAUACAGUGCUUGCAAGGCAACAAAGGAACAUAGUAUUAAUAGGUUUAGGUGAGCUCAGGAUUUUGGUGUUAGUUCUGUUUAUUUUUAUAUCUUUAUUUUUUUUAUUUUUUUUGCACUGUGUUCAUGUGGAAUAAUUAGCAGGCAUUUAAUAAAAAAAAUACAUUAA
Molecule: messenger RNA, 2953 nt
Organism: Carassius carassius (crucian carp)
Lineage: Eukaryota; Metazoa; Chordata; Actinopteri; Cypriniformes; Cyprinidae
Product: cadherin-like protein 26
Exons: 17
Coding region: 50-2644 (864 amino acids)
Biological process (GO): adherens junction organization; multicellular organism development; homophilic cell-cell adhesion
Cellular component (GO): catenin complex; plasma membrane; adherens junction
Molecular function (GO): cadherin binding; calcium ion binding
Source: RefSeq, a predicted model, not a curated record